UCUUCCCUUUCCCUCGAAGAAGGCCCGGGCCAUUCGAGCCCAUCUGGAAGACAUGGACAAGGAGGCUCUCGGGACUCAAGGACGGGACCACAACUGCCAUCUACCGCACUCGGAUUGUGGUCACGAACGGGCUCUGGAAGAAGCUGAAGGAGCUGAUGAUGGAAUUCCAGGGGCUGAGGCAAAGGAUGAUGACAGAGUACAAGGAGACUGUUGAAAGAAGGUACUUCACGGUGACCGGUGAGUACCCGGACGAAGAAGUGAUCGAGAAGAUCAUUUCGAAUGGCGAGGAAGAGGAGUUCUUGGGGAAGGCGAUUGGGGAGCAUGGGAUGGGAAAAGUGAUGGAAACCGUGGUUGAGAUUCAGGACAGGCACGAUGCGGCGAAAGAGAUCGAGAAGAGCUUGCUUGAGUUGCAUCAGGUGGAACCCUCCGACAAACCCUUCGGAGAAACGCGUCGGAACCCUCCGCCACACCUUCAAGGAUCUCCGGUGCCGAUCGCUGCUGCCACUCCGUCAACCCAGGGCGUCGCAAGCAUCUGCUCCCCCUUCACAGAGGUGCCGUCCUUGGCGCCGAUACUUGUUGUCAGAUCUGCCGCUGCUUCGUCCUAGAUCGGAUGUGUUCCCCGCCCGGACGACCACCGGCAUCCAAAGGUUGCGUUCCGGCAUACAUGUAAGCUGGUCCCUGAAUCAGGAAAUCUGAUUGUAGAAUUGAAAUUCGGGUUGCUUGUGUGUUCAAAUCGAUUGAACUUGUUCAUGGAAGAAGAUAUCUCUGAUGCGGAUGCGGUUUUGUUCAAAUCUGGUUUGAAGUUUGGCAUGAAUUUUGUUGUUGUUUUUGAAAUUGUGACACCGCAUAUUUGUAACUAUAACUUGACAAUGAGGAUUGCUGAAUUGUUGUUUGAACUGCCAUUCUGUUGAUUUUGGUUGUUGCUGCUGUGGUUGGACUAGGAAACAGAAAUCUGAUUUUUCUUCUGCGUCUUCUUCAUCUUCUUCUGUGUGAACUGAAAUUUCUAUUUGUAUUGCAUAAUCUGAGUUUGUUGUGAGGUUUUUUGCUUGUAGAUUUUCUGCUUGGAUGAGGGAGAGAAGAAAGGGAAGAGAAAGGAGUGGG
This is a messenger RNA of Arachis ipaensis, 1101 nucleotides long. Lineage: Eukaryota; Viridiplantae; Streptophyta; Magnoliopsida; Fabales; Fabaceae. The record is from RefSeq and is a predicted model, not a curated record.